Molecule: messenger RNA, 1149 nt
Organism: Echinostoma caproni
Lineage: Eukaryota; Metazoa; Platyhelminthes; Trematoda; Plagiorchiida; Echinostomatidae
Source: the annotation of a GenBank genome assembly
AUGACAAGGGAUAUCGACCAGACAGAAUGCGGCAACCCAAUCAAUCCGGACCAUUCAUUUUGUGAGCCCCUCUACACAAAAACAACUUUUUCGGGGCCAAGCUCAAACGAUGUGUCCGCUGAAAGAAUUUCGAAUGCACCAUCAGCACACGUUGCUUGUAUCCCUAGUCCACAAAUGAACACUAGAAAUAGUUUCAUCAAUUCAGUCACGCUAAAAUCCGGCGAACAACACUGCUCACAGAAGAGUAAUCAACUAGUUUCAGAUCACAAGCCGACGGAACCGCGGUGGCGAGCCAAACAUAUAGGGCACAUCAAAAAACCUUUAAACGCUUUCAUGCUGUUCAUGAAGGAGAUGCGUGCACAAGUGAUUGCUGAAUGCACACUAAAAGAAUCCGCAGCUAUCAACCAGAUUCUCGGUCGUAAGUGGCACGCAUUAUCUCGUGAAGAUCAAGCUAAAUACUAUGACCUGGCGAAGAAAGAGAAGGAACUUCAUCAACGCCUCUAUCCCGGUUGGUCUGCUAGAGAUAAUUAUGCCACACAGAUCCGAAGACGAAACCGAACCAGCGCAACUUCCCCUGCGUCUAUUGGAAAACUGUUAUCCACUGCGGGUUCGCCGUUCACCCUACAAACGACGAACAGAACUGGAAGGAGUACAGUUCCAUUCAACACCAAUUGGGGAAAUGCUCCUAACUUGACACAACAACUGAUGACCCCGACGACCGAUAGCUCAGUAAAACCGAGAAUGCAAUUUUCUUCCACAGAUCACCCGUACGCUAGCCAUUUCACUUCACCAAUUAUGUCUGUGUUCCGAGAGAGUUUAGGACAACAGCCCAGUUCACAUUCGCUGCUUGGUAUGCUUGACGGAGCAUUUUCCAACCGAUUCAUCCCAACAUCCCAGUGGUCUAAUACAACUGGAAUCGCCUCUAAUGAAUCCGGAAGAGAUUGGCUGCCGCAUCCUUCGGCUGAAUUCAUGUCGGCACAACAACCUANACAACCUACCAACCAAAACGCAGCUGUUGGAGCCGGUCUUCCGCCAGAUGCGGACUGCGUUGACUCAAAAGAGCACGGCUCUGUUCGUGAUGUGGAAGUUUUUAUCAGUGGUGAGUUACAUGGCAAAUAUUUCGUGAAGUACGUUACUAAUCUGCUAUAG